GGUCCCUGAGCUCUCUCUCUCGAAACGCCCAGAAUCCCCAAAUCGAGCCAGCGAGCGAGAGAGCUAGGGUUUCUUGCAGUCUAGGGUUUCCUCAAAUCCUCGAUGUUCAUCCCUUCAGAUAAUCCCUUCAUCUGAAAUCAAAUCCUUUAAAUCCCUCUUCUACUCAACCAAUCUCUCCUUCUUCAUCUCGAUCUAGGGUUUCAGUCCCCAAAAUUAUGAUCAUUUCGCCUUCGGUCGCCAUCUCCAUCUCGAUCCAUCAGAAUCUUCGCGCUUUUGGCCCCGGUCUCAAUCCCUUCGCACCUCACGGCAUGGGAAACUAUUCGCUCUCUCGCUAAUCCUCUACCAGUUAAAAUAGCAAUCUUGAGUACUAUGUAAACUCGAAUCUGGCAGUUUCAAUCCUUCGGCCAUAUUUUGGGAGUUUUAGAUCUAUCUGAAGAUUUGACUUCUUGAAUUUGGGAGAUAUUGGCGGUAAAGUAUGCUGCAGGAACGGGAAAUCUGGCGGUUUGGUUUUCAGGACGAGCAACAGGAGCGGCCGAGGCGGCAGCUGACGAGGAGGCAAUCGUUUAACCAGGGAUGGAAAGAGAGGGAUGAUAGGGGCUGGACCUUGCUCCAUAUUGCGGCUCGCAAGGGCGACCUUAAGGAGGUAAGACGACUAUUGGAUGAAGGCAUGGAUGUCAACACGCCUGCAUGGGGACCCAAAUCUCAGGGGGAGACCCCUCUACACCUUGCUGCUCAAGGUGGACACAUCAAAGUUAUGGAUGAACUGCUUGAACGUGGUGCCAACAUAGAUUCCAGGACUAAAGGCGCUUGUGGCUGGACUCCUCUUCAUAGUGCAGCCAAGGAGCGAAACAAAAAAGCUGUCAAAUUUCUAAUAGAAAAUGGUGCUUUCCUGCCUCCGGACAUUUUCGAUCACAGGUUCAAUCCACCCCUCCAUUACUGCAGUGGUCUGGAAUGGGCAUACGAGAUGAAGCGCCAACAAGAUGAAGGCUUCUCAAGCAGUCAAACCUCUUGCAGCUCCGAGAACUAAAUCAAAGCUUCAGUUUGAAUCUUUGAUCGCUUGAUAUGGAAUUAUAUAUGUUCAUUAUACUUGGGAAUGUAUCUACUGUGUUUCAGUUGUAGCAUGGCUUCCUUAUUUUCAUCUGUCUGGUGUGAUGGCCAUUUGUGACAUUAAGAAUAAUAUGCCUAAAUAAAGCGGUUUGUUUGUAGUGAGAA
Molecule: messenger RNA, 1212 nt
Organism: Asparagus officinalis (garden asparagus)
Lineage: Eukaryota; Viridiplantae; Streptophyta; Magnoliopsida; Asparagales; Asparagaceae
Product: BRCA1-associated RING domain protein 1-like
Exons: 3
Coding region: 476-1027 (183 amino acids)
Molecular function (GO): protein binding
Source: RefSeq, a predicted model, not a curated record